UUAAAAGCAGUGUUAACCUGAACUGCACAGUGCUCACUGAAGGUUGAAAAGGUUUCAUUUCCUCUGAGGUGUCAGUGGUUUUUAUUUUCUUUUUUUUUUUUUUUAAUUCAGACGUGACAUCAGCCAAACUCACCAUGUAAAGUAGGAAGUACAGAGCACUUCUUUGUCUGUCCCAUCAGAGCUGAGCUGCUUUCAGACGACUCCGUCUUGUUGUGGAUGCUGAAGCUGAUCAUGGUUCUCCUGUGGAUGAUCCUGUUGGUGCUUCUGCUCUGUGCAGAGGCCGAGAACGUGACCGAGGUCAGAGAAGAGCUGGGGACCAAUGUCACUCUAACCUGCUCCAAUCAGACAUCAGACACACACUGGUACAUGGAGAUCUACAGUCAGUUCAGAGCAGGUAUCGGUCGCAGUUUUUCCUCAGCAGACUCUACCUACUACUCUCCUGGUUUUGAAUCCAAAUUUUCAAUCCUGGGAAACAAACUCGUGAUUAAAAACUUGACAGCAGAGGACUGCAGGCUUUACUUCUGUGCCAUCAAGAGAGGAGGCAGCAUUCAGUUUGUGGAGACUUUCCGCGUCGUCUCAAAUGUCACCCUAAACAUCACCGACCCCCAAAUCGACUGCAGACUCAGUCAGCUCAUCAUCAUCUGUGUCUCUGUUACUGUUGUCGUCUUUGUAAUACUGGGUGCUGUUUUUACAGUGUUGUGUUUGAAGAGAAAAUCCAGAAGGAUCCAGAAGAAUAAUGUUUCACUUCACAUCUAUGAGAACACAGACACACUGAGGGCUGCGCAGAACAAGGUGAUCCAGUCCCAACGGGCAAAAGCUCACUGAAAGACUUCUUUACCCGUAAGCUGAAAGAUGUUGCUUUUGUGGACAAUUUGAAUUGUUUCACAUUUAACCCCCAAAAUACAUUUUCAUGCAUUUUUUCUACUGCAGGACAUAAAUUGACAUUUUGUGUAUUAUCAGGAUUGUAAGAAAACAGCUGCGUACUUAUGAUGUAAAACUUCAUAUAAAAAUGUGAUGUGCUUCAAGUGUCAGCUGGAACCCUUUGAACAUGUGAAGUGCAGCUUAAGAGAGUCUGAAACCCUUUAAGCUAAAAAUUGAAAGCAUGUCUGAAACUUUAAGGGCUGCAUCCACAAGGCACUAAGUGGAUGUGGUAGCACUAUUUAUAACAGUAUCACAUGACUAACUAUAGUGACUGAAGUACAAACAUAUAUAAUGUCAACAGUAAUGUCAACAGCAUAUUGUAUUUGUAGUAGUACGUAUAGAAUUGCAUGUAAACUGCUUAGCAAUACAUACAUUAAAGACUAUUUUUGCGGUUGUACUAAAAGCAGCUCUAAUAAACAGGAUUGUGGGUAAUUGAAGUAGCAUUUGUAGUUUUUAAAGCAGUAUAAUAUUAUGUAUCUGUAAGUUAGCUAACAAUUCUGUUAGCACAAAUACUUCUUUUGUCCAACGCUUGUCUAAAAGUGUAAAAACAAAGCGUGAAAAAGGAAGUGAUUUCCUGAGUUAAUUAUACACUUUCCUGAGAAACAACUACUCACACUGAGGCGGCUCUAAAGCCCAGUGGCCUCCUUUUCUGUUACUCCGUGGAAACUCAGUUAAAUUAGCAUUUCAGACUUUUUUAAAAGAAUUACUGGAAUACAUGAAUCAUUCAGCUUUGACUGUUCAUCUGCUUUUACCCACAUUGUCCAGCAGCCUACCACACAAUCAGACAUCCUGAUUCAAGAUGUCUGUGUAGCCGAUCUCUCCUGCGUUCACACAGGAAGUGAUGCAUCAGCCAGUGGCAAUAGGUGAUGAAUAACUUUCCACCAGUUCAAGUAAGAAUGAGCAAAAAUAACUGGUGUCUAAUUUGAAAGUUAGCGAGUGAAAUUAUUACAGAUGAGAGUAAAAUAAAGAAUAGAUUGACAUGUGACAUAUGAGGAAAUGCUUUACAGUGGGAUGCAACCUUGGUAAUAGUCAUUGUUUUCCUGUAUAUAUUGUUGGUUGCUACAAUAAAAAGUUUCAGUUAAAUAUAUCAUAUUGAACUACUCUACUAACUACGAUACUCUGAAGCUACACUUCAGAGAAAAUUAAAAGAGGUGGGAAACUUACAAUUGACCCCCUUAAAUACUCUUUCUCAUUAUUGGAUUCACCUGUGUAUGUAGGUCAGGGGUCACUGAGCUUACCAAGCCAAUUUGAGUUCCAAUAAUUAGUUCUAAA
Haplochromis burtoni (Burton's mouthbrooder) is the source of this 2193-nucleotide messenger RNA. RefSeq lists its product as uncharacterized. The coding region runs from base 217 to 825 and encodes 202 amino acids. The transcript is spliced from 4 exons. The record is from RefSeq and is a predicted model, not a curated record. NCBI's taxonomy places the organism in Eukaryota, Metazoa, Chordata, Actinopteri, Cichliformes, Cichlidae.